Messenger RNA from Nothobranchius furzeri (turquoise killifish), 2031 nucleotides. Its product is annotated as cytoskeleton-associated protein 2. Gene Ontology annotation, biological process: negative regulation of microtubule depolymerization. The record is from RefSeq and is a predicted model, not a curated record. Gene Ontology annotation, cellular component: microtubule cytoskeleton. NCBI's taxonomy places the organism in Eukaryota, Metazoa, Chordata, Actinopteri, Cyprinodontiformes, Nothobranchiidae.
CUGGCCCGGGGCGGUCAGAGCCGGGACACUUUAGGCGGGUUCGGUCCGGUAGUUCAGGAAUUCUGUUUGGGUUCAAACAUUCAAACCUAUGGGAUAUGAACCAUCCCUCAACCCUUCCUCGACUCACCACCUUCUGAGUUUAGCGUUCUUUCAUUGGCUCCUUUUAAGUUCUCGCGAGACUGGGCAACCAAUUGCAAGGCAGCGGCGCCAAGUCAAACUGAACCGUUUGCUUCAAGAACAGCGACGUGUUUUCCUACCGAGUAGUGCGCUACGGAGGCUCGUACCGGGUCAUUUCGGAUCGUUCUACAGAGGCUACAGAAUGGACGGCGUCACCAGUUCACGGCGGAACAACGCGAAGCAGAAAGGGAACAAGGAGAACAGUCAGCCUGCAGGUGGUGGUGAGCCAUCAGGGAGCAGAGGGGGGAAGGCCUCUGUCGUUCCCCUCCAGCUGCGAGGGAACACCACGUCUAGAGCGGCGCUGUCUGGCGAUGCCGUGAAGAAGAUAAAACCUAAUGCAAAAGAGUUCAAACGGCCAACACACAGCCAGGUCCUCCAAAAGCAGGCAGCGAAGCACCAAAAAGCCGCCACAGUACCACCAACCGCUGCUCCAUCAUCAAAGUCUGCUCUGGGAACGUACAAGGGCAGGGUGGUUCAGUCAAAGAUCGGCUUCCUUUGGAAGUCUAGCGAUAGUCUGAGCACAGCAGAUCCCAAACCUCAGAACCCACAGCCUGAGAAUGUUGCCAAGAAGAGCAGGUCCCAAUCUGCUGCUCUGGUGUCGAGGCACGGCCUGCAGAACCCUGCGUUAAUCAGGUCCAAGUCGGUUUCUGAUAAACCUGUUCUGGCGACCAAGGCCAGCUCCGUCAAUGGCCGUCGUGCUGGAGUCUGCUCUGGUCAGCCUCCUGCCAGAACCGUAACAUCUGCCAGAUCCAGAAACACAAAUGUAGCUCCUGUUGAUCCAAGAGGCAAUCAGAAGCCAAAGGUUCCUGCUGUAGACAAGGAGGUUCAUAAGCCUGCCGUAACGAGCACCCUGAGCCAGUACAGAUGCUCCAUGGAGACUGCAGAAGAGAGAAGGGCCAGACUGGCCGAGUGGCUAGCGUCCAAGGGGAAGACCCUAAAGAGACCGGCCAUGAUGGCAGCACCUUCAAAACUCAAAGUUCCUGCUAAAGCUGAAGUUCAGCUCAGUGUUGCAGCUCCAGUGAUGGCCGCUGAACUCCACACUCACAAUCUGCAGUCCGAGGCCUCUGCGCAUGAUGCAGACGAUGCUCCCGGGACCAAGGACACCACGCUGGACCUGCUCGAUAGCUCUGAUGCUGAUCCUCAGGACCGGGUGGAUGAUGUUGUGAUGAACCUUUGUGAUGCCUUGGAGGCCAUGGUGACACCAUCCGGGUGCAGUGAUGACAUUCCACAGGUGGAAGACGGAUGUGACGCUGACCCAACUCGUGUGAAACUGGAGGAAAGCAGUGAACAGCUGGGGCUUGACAUGAAGGUGGCUGCUGAUGAGCCAGAGAUGAGCAGCGCUUCAGUAAUAAAGUACAGCGUGAAGACGACUCCUUUCCUACAAAGUGUGAAGAAAACGAUGGACGAGGCCAGCACCUCCACCAGAAAGAGCAACAUCAAAGACCUGAAGUUUCUCACACCCGUGCGUCGUUCCUGUCGCAUCCAGCGGAAAUUGUCACAUCUGCCCGCGAUGCUGGUGGACCCUGACCCGUGCGUGUCGUCGUUGGCCGAGCUGGUGAAGCUGAAUGACGAUCCCAACGCCUACGUUUAUAGGAAGAACCCAGCGCUGCUGCAGGAGCUGCCCGACCAAGGACCGUGAAGAGGGCUUGAAGCUUAUGGACUAACUAACCUGAACAAUGAAGCUUUUUCUUCUGCUUGGGAAGAGACGGAUUUUAACUUCUGCUUUAAACUUAAGAUUUCUGCGGUUUUGUUAUUUGUUACUUAGAUUUCUGCUGUUUUGUUAACGCUAUGAGGGUGGGACAAGACAGAGGGUGCUCAGAGGUGGACAUCUUCUCCAUUAAAGACACUACUAAA